Molecule: messenger RNA, 2505 nt
Organism: Syngnathus acus (greater pipefish)
Lineage: Eukaryota; Metazoa; Chordata; Actinopteri; Syngnathiformes; Syngnathidae
Gene: mkrn1
Product: makorin, ring finger protein, 1
Exons: 8
Coding region: 364-1596 (410 amino acids)
Biological process (GO): protein polyubiquitination
Molecular function (GO): ubiquitin protein ligase activity; metal ion binding
Source: RefSeq, a predicted model, not a curated record
ACGAGGGAGCCAUUGCGGGACUUUCCGCCUGAAAAUCGGAGCAUUCCGCCGAGUGCCGACCGGUUGUCAAAGGCGGUUUAACGACGCGAGCGCGCUGCUGUUGUUGCCUUGCUACGCGUUCACUGAGCUUGACAACGGCUGUUUUUGUUCGAUUUGUCUUGGUCCUCCUGGCGACGACGUCGUUUUAAAGACACGGCUCUGACGACACAAAGCCCCGAGACGCGGUGGCGUCACGGAUAACGGCCUUGUUUUGAGUCGAACUGAUGCAUAUGUACCGAUUUGUAUUUUUUGCACGGCUUAUGCAAAGAAGGCGACAACUGCCGAUAUUCGCACGAUCUGACCAACAGCAAGCCGGCCGGCGCCAUGCUUUGCAAGUUCUACCAGAAGGGAAACUGUGCAUUUGGGGACCGGUGCAGGUUUGAACAUCUCAGUCCAUCACAAGACGAGCUGUCGACGCCUGAGCCGUUGCCUUCCACCUCCCGAGCCAGCCCGCCCGAUUUGGAGCUCAGUGGGCCGACACCCGGCCUAGGGGCACAAGAUUGGGUCAACGCGGCCGAGUUUGUACCAGGGCAGCCAUAUUGUGGACGUGCCGAGUCGGCCAACACGCAGAGCUCUGUCCCCCUCAUCGAGGAGUUCGACAGCGACGCGGCGGGCGACAACAAAGAGCUGAGGAAGCAGCUGUGCCCGUACGCCGCCGUCGGCGAGUGCCGUUACGGCCUCAACUGCGUCUACCUCCACGGCGACGUCUGCGACAUGUGCGGCCUGCAGGUGCUCCACCCCACCGACAACAACCAGCGCUCGGACCACAUCAAGGCGUGCAUCGAGGCCCACGAGAAAGACAUGGAGAUCUCGUUCGCCAUCCAACGCAGCAAGGACAUGAUGUGCGGCGUGUGCAUGGAGGUGGUGUUUGAGAAAACCAACCCGAGCGAGCGCCGCUUCGGCAUUCUCUCCAACUGCAGCCACUGCUACUGUCUAAAGUGCAUCCGUAGGUGGCGAAGCGCCCGGCAGUUCGAGAGCAGAAUCAUCAAAUCUUGCCCGGAAUGUCGAAUCACAUCCAACUUUGUCAUCCCAAGCGAAUUCUGGGUAGAGGAUAAGGAGGAAAAGAAGAAACUCAUCCAAACGUACAAGGAAGGCAUGGGGGGUAAACCGUGUCGAUACUUCGACGAGGGCCGCGGAACGUGUCCUUUCGGCUCCAACUGCUUCUACAAACACGCUUUUCCUGACGGGCGUCUGGAGGAGGCUCAGCCUCCGCGGCGGCAGACCGGGUCCAACAGCAGAAACCGGACUUCACGACACACGCGCCUCUGGGACAUCCUGGACGAGCGAGAAAGUAGCGACUUGUUCGACAACGACGACGAAGAGAUGGUCACGUUCGAGCUGAGCGAGAUGCUCCUCAUGUUGCUCGCCGCCGGCACCGACGACGAAGUGACCGACUCCGAGGACGAGUGGGACUUGUUUCACGAGGAAUUGGAUGAUUUUACGAAAUUUACCUAUAGCUGCACACCCCGAUCCCCCGCCUUCCCCUACAUACUCGCAUAUCGCCCACUCCCAAAUAUAUAUAUAUACACAAACACACACAAAUAUAUAUAUAUUUAACCCUAGAAUGAACUGUCUCGUGCGAGUGAUGGACUGUAGCUCCGCCCCCUUUCUCCCAAACUUCUUGUAUUGUGGCAGUGCCUUUAAGCAGGCCAUUAAUAAAUGAACUUAAAAAGAAAGAAAAGUGCAUUUGUGCUAUUAAAAAAAAAAAAAAAAAAUCCAAGUCCCUGAGACUUGCCCCUCGUUGUCUAAGCAAAAAUGAACUAAAAUUAUCGGAAUCUCAAGUUUCAUUUGUGGCCGCUGGUUUCACACGAUCGCCUACCCGUGUUUGUACAUAGUCUGCCACUCGAUGGACUUGUAUUCCGAUUGCGACGGCUAUGUUAGAUUUGACGCCUUUUCGAAGGCCCUUUCACCUUUAUUGAAGCUGUUAAUAGCUUAAAUAUUGUGCUAACUAUUAAUCAUAGCCACGUUCCUGGUGCAUUCAGUAUUUUACUGGCCCACCAUGACUUUGUUUUGUUCCAUCAACGAUCAAUAGGCGUGUCCGAUCACAAUGCUUAAAAGCCCUUCCCGAUUCAUUUGCACCUUAAGUCACUGAGCAGCUCACAAGCGAUAUGAACUUUCAAAUCCCCCAACCCCACCAGACCCUUUCAUUUCAUUAAGUGCAAUAUUCUACUAUCUACUGACUUUAAAUGUUUGGGAAAAAAAAUCCAGGCUACAAAGUACAUCGGGGGGGAUGGGAUUGGGGAGGGAUGGGAAUAGGGGCCACACGUCGGCUUUAUUGGCCGUAUUUUUAUUCUACACGUUUGAACUGUACUCGUGAAAUGUUUCUCCGCUCCCCCCCCCCCCCCCCACGAAAACUGGUUUCAACCUGUCCAACUCUGUUGGAAUGCAGAUGUUUAUACUGAAAUGUGUGUUUUCUAUGUUCCACGGCCAUCCAUCUUAACUUGAAAUUAAAAGUUUAUCAAUACG